Molecule: messenger RNA, 1463 nt
Organism: Tripterygium wilfordii
Lineage: Eukaryota; Viridiplantae; Streptophyta; Magnoliopsida; Celastrales; Celastraceae
Product: calcineurin B-like protein 3
Exons: 10
Coding region: 465-1145 (226 amino acids)
Biological process (GO): calcium-mediated signaling
Molecular function (GO): kinase binding; calcium ion binding
Source: RefSeq, a predicted model, not a curated record
AUAUGCAAAUCCUGCAUUUUCUUUGACAGUAAUUACUGCCUGCGGAUAUCCCAUAAUCCCUUUCCCUGUCUCAUUAACAACACAGUGACUAGGGUAAUAGUCUUCAUUUCUUUCUUUCUCGCUUUCUUUUUCUUUCGGUUUUCAUGAUCAAUCACAAUCAUUUGCUUGCUUAGCUUUUAAUUCAUAAAAGAAUUAAAUUCCAUACAAAAAAAUAUUGGGAGAGAUGUCCGAGUAUAUUGACCGCCCCCCUUCAAUCUAUCUCCGUUCCUCCAUCGGGGCUUCGUGAAAGCCACUUGUGCGUUUGGCUGUUGAUGAUGAUGAUAUCUAAUGUUCUGGUGGGAAGGGGGACAGUUGAAUAUGCUAAGCAUGGAAUGACUCCAUUGAAACUUGUAUAUCAUAAACAAAUUUAAGGGGGAAUGUCAAAUCUCAAAUGGUAUGGAGUGUUUUGACAUCUGGAAAAGAUCAUGGUUCAGUGCUUAGACGGAUUGAAGCAUUUCUGUGCUGCUGUAGCAACUUGCUGUGAUACUGAUAUAUACAAGCAACCCAAGGGCCUAGAAGAUCCUGAAGUUCUUGCAAGGGAAACAGUUUUCAGUGUAAGUGAAAUAGAAGCACUAUAUGAACUAUUCAAGAAGAUCAGCAGUGCAGUAAUUGAUGAUGGGCUGAUCAACAAGGAAGAAUUUCAACUGGCAUUGUUCAAGACAAACAAAAAGGAAAGCUUAUUUGCGGAUAGGGUAUUUGACUUGUUUGAUACCAAGCACAAUGGGAUUUUGGAUUUUGAAGAGUUUGCCCGUGCUCUCUCUGUCUUUCACCCCAGUGCACCAAUUGAGGAUAAGAUUGAGUUUUCCUUCCAACUGUACGAUCUCAAACAUCAAGGGUACAUUGAAAGACAGGAGGUGAAGCAAAUGGUAGUAGCAACACUUGCUGAAUCUGGCAUGAAUCUUUCAGAUGACGUGAUAGAGAGUAUCAUUGACAAGACCUUUGAGGAAGCUGAUACUAAGCAUGAUGGGAAGAUUGACAAGGAAGAAUGGCGGAACCUUGUUUUGCGUCAUCCAUCCCUUUUGAAGAAUAUGACCCUUCAAUAUCUCAAAGAUAUCACGACCACAUUCCCCAGUUUUGUGUUUCACUCACAAGUUGAUGAUACCUGAGUUGAUGAUACCUGAGUCGACGAUUCGCGUCAAGUGUAAUAUGCUAUGAAAUUGAGACUUCUCCAUGAGCAAAGGUCCAUAGUUAGAACUAUGUUUCCUUAUUUGAGUAGUGGAGGGCUUCCUUUUUUGCAUAGACUAAAAUGGGUUCCAGAUGUUUGUGGCAUAUGGAGAAAAGCCAACCCCAACAUAGUUUGGGAUAAAGGCUUUGAUAACAAUGAUGAUGGUAAUGAAUGACAUGACAUAUGAGGAUUCUGGUAUUUAAUUGUACAUUCCUUGGAAUUCUUGGGAUUUCAGUGUCACCUGAUUAGCUUUCCAGAA